Nicotiana tabacum (common tobacco) is the source of this 1376-nucleotide messenger RNA. Its product is annotated as cathepsin B-like protease 2. The record is from RefSeq and is a predicted model, not a curated record. Gene Ontology annotation, molecular function: cysteine-type endopeptidase activity. Lineage: Eukaryota; Viridiplantae; Streptophyta; Magnoliopsida; Solanales; Solanaceae. Gene Ontology annotation, biological process: regulation of catalytic activity; proteolysis.
GCCAUCAUUUUUAUAUGUCAAGAGAAUGGGCCAAUAAUUGAUUGUUAUUCUCCUUUUUCUUUUUUCAUCCAUCUAUAUAUACCUUUGAGAAAUAUCCAUUUACACACACCACAACAGGAAAGCUAAAAAAGAAGCAAAUAUGGCCUUGACCCUGAAGUCUUUAGCAACUCCUUUGCUUUUUGGUGCUUUGUUUAUCCUUAUAUUGCAGGUUGUUGCAGAGCAGCCAAUAUCUGAAGCUAAAGUUGAAUCUGCAAUCCUUCAGGAAUCAAUCAUUAAAGAGGUUAAUGAAAAUGCCAAAGCUGGGUGGAAAGCUGCAUUCAACCCUCGAUUCUCGAAUUUCACGGUUUCGCAAUUUAAGCGCCUUCUUGGAGUUAAGCCCGCAAGAGAAGGUGAUUUGGAGGGAAUUCCUAUUCUAACUCAUCCAAAACUUUUGGAGCUACCAAAAGAGUUUGAUGCACGAAAAGCUUGGCCUCAAUGUAGUACUAUCGGAAGAAUUCUGGAUCAGGGACAUUGCGGUUCUUGUUGGGCUUUUGGUGCUGUUGAAUCGCUGUCUGAUCGUUUCUGUAUCCAUCAUAACUUGAAUAUCUCUCUGUCUGUAAAUGAUCUGUUAGCAUGCUGUGGCUUUUUAUGUGGGAGUGGUUGUGAUGGUGGAUAUCCAAUAACAGCAUGGCGAUACUUUAUCCGUAGGGGUGUGGUCACAGAAGAGUGUGACCCUUACUUUGAUAAUGAGGGAUGUUCCCACCCUGGUUGUGAACCAGGAUAUCCCACCCCAAAGUGUCAGAGGAAGUGUGUGAAGGAGAUUCUACUAUGGGGGAAAUCAAAGCAUUAUGGUGUCAAUGCAUACAGGAUCCACCAUGAUCCCAACAGUAUCAUGACAGAAAUUUACAAAAAUGGACCAGUCGAGGUCUCUUUUACCGUCUACGAGGAUUUUGCUCACUACAAGUCUGGAGUUUACAAGCAUGUAACAGGGCAAAGUAUGGGAGGCCAUGCUGUUAAGCUUAUCGGAUGGGGAACCAGUGAGCAGGGAGAGGACUAUUGGCUUAUUGCUAAUUCUUGGAACAGAGGCUGGGGUGAUGAUGGUUACUUCAAGAUCAGAAGAGGAACAAAUGAAUGUGGCAUUGAACAUAAUGUGGUGGCUGGAUUGCCUUCAGCCAAAAAUCUGAAUGUGGAAUUAGAUGAUGUCUCUAAUGCUUUCCUUGAUGCCUCAAUGUAAAAUGCUGCUACUUCAACAGGACACUGCAUAAUACUGUAGCAAAGUAUACUGGAGACGAGAAAAACUUAUGAACUAGCAUAUUUAUCUCGUGGAUUUAAUUAUCUGUAUAAUUCAUAAUUAACACUUUCCAAUUCUCACCUUUCAGUUGUGUUUGUCAAUUUCA